This is a messenger RNA of Sinocyclocheilus grahami, 1863 nucleotides long. Its product is annotated as matrix metalloproteinase-17-like. Gene Ontology annotation, biological process: extracellular matrix organization; proteolysis; collagen catabolic process. Gene Ontology annotation, cellular component: extracellular matrix. The transcript is spliced from 9 exons. Lineage: Eukaryota; Metazoa; Chordata; Actinopteri; Cypriniformes; Cyprinidae. The record is from RefSeq and is a predicted model, not a curated record. The coding region runs from base 328 to 1863 and encodes 511 amino acids. Gene Ontology annotation, molecular function: metalloendopeptidase activity; zinc ion binding.
AAUGGCUUCGGAUUAGGACUGAAAGAAGACGUUUGACUUUUGUUUUUUUGGGGAGUGAAUGCGUACAUGGUUCAUCUUUGGUAAAUCGUGAUGACCACACUGUGAAUGACAUUUCGUUUGGAGACAGAGAUCCCUGAGGAAAUUAAUUGUCCCGUAUUGUGUUGUAUGUGAUGUGUUUCACGUGUUUGCGCACCACAGUGGGGCAGUUUGACUGACACGUGUUCCCACGGACCGUUAAAUGCCCGGGAUCCGGAUCCUUUGGGUGAUCUAUACGGUGGAUGCGGCGGAAAGAAAGGCCGUUCUGUGAUCACCGGGAGCGGGGACAAUAUGAAGUAUCUCAGAAAGUGGAAUUGCACCCGGACCAUUUGGAUUAUUUAUCCAGAGAUGAUUCUUUUUCCAGUUCUUUGGUUUUUAUCUCAAACUCGGGCGGCCCCGUCUAUAACAGCCGAGCAGAUGGAUAUGGGGGUGGAUUGGCUGAGCAAGUUUGGCUAUCUCCCACCCCCUGAUCCUGUGAAUGGACAACUACAGACUAAGGAGGCUUUGACGAGGGCCAUCAAAGCCAUGCAGAGGUUCGGAGGCCUGAAAGAAACUGGAGUGCUAGACCAAGCAACCUUGGGCUUAAUGAAGACCCCUCGCUGCUCGCUGCCAGAUAUGUCAGAGCCGGAUAUGUCAGCAGGCAGACGAAAGCGAGCGCUAGCUCCUCAGAAUAAGUGGAAUAAGAGGCAUCUUUCCUGGAGGGUAAGGACGUUUCCAAAGGAGUCAGCUUUGCUGGGCCGGGACAUGGUGCGGGCGCUUAUGUACUAUGCCCUGAAAGUGUGGAGUGACAUCGCUCCUCUCAACUUCCAUGAGGUGGCGGGGAAUGAGGCGGACAUUCAGGUUGACUUCACCAAAGCGGACCAUAAUGACGGAUACCCUUUCGAUGGACCCGGUGGCACAGUAGCCCACGCAUUCUUUCCCGGCGAACGAUUCACAGCGGGCGACACGCACUUUGAUGAUGAUGAAGCCUGGACCUUCAGAUCGCCAGAUUCUCAUGGAAUGGACCUUUUCGCAGUGGCAGUGCAUGAGUUUGGCCAUGCCAUAGGGCUUGCGCACACUUCUGCUAUUGAGUCCAUCAUGCGCCCUUACUACCAGGGGCCAGUGGGUGACCCACUCAAGUACAACCUCCCGUACGAAGACAAGAUUCGCGUCUGGCAACUUUACGGUGUUCGGGAGUCCGUAUCGCACACGACGCAGCCAGAUGACCCCUCUCAAACGGCCGAACCUCCCGUCCUGCUUGACCUCCCCAAAAACAGAUCCACGAUACCACCUGCCCAUGAUGCCCCUGAUAGAUGCAGUAGUCACUUUGAUGCUGUAGCCCAGAUUCGAGGGGAGGCCUUCUUUUUCAAAGGGAAGUAUUUUUGGCGUCUGACACGUGAGAAGCACCUGGUGUCAUUAAGGCCAGCUCAGACCCAUCGCUUCUGGAGGGGUUUGCCUGCCAACCUGGACAGCGUGGAUGCUGUAUACGAGAGACCUGGAGACCAUAAGAUAGUGUUCUUUAAAGGAGCGUCAUAUUUCUUCAAGGGAAAGGAGUACUGGCGUGUGGCAGGCAGUGAUAUGGAGGUUGAAGCGGGUUAUCCGCGUCCCAUCGGCAAGGACUGGCUUAUGUGCACGGAAAUGCAGUCGGACUCCCCGGAGAUGCAGAACAACUCGAACACGAGGCUUCACGGGCAGCACCACGCAGACCAUGCAGAAAAUGGCUAUGAGGUGUGUUCCUGCACUUCGGACUCAGCCUCCCCGUUGGGGAUGCGACUGACCUUCUCGCCCGCCUGGGUGUUAGCGCCGCUCUGGACACUCACACUCGUUCUCUCCUCUGCUCCUCUCUGA